This is a messenger RNA of Betta splendens (Siamese fighting fish), 2322 nucleotides long. It is a transcript of the gene lrp11, whose product is annotated as low density lipoprotein receptor-related protein 11. The coding region runs from base 299 to 1924 and encodes 541 amino acids. Gene Ontology annotation, molecular function: serine-type endopeptidase inhibitor activity; protein binding. The record is from RefSeq and is a predicted model, not a curated record. Lineage: Eukaryota; Metazoa; Chordata; Actinopteri; Anabantiformes; Osphronemidae. The transcript is spliced from 9 exons.
UCCACUUGUUUACACUCGGCCUUCGUUAUCUUCCUCGGUGACGUCAGUGAGAUACCGAAUCCAGGUUCCGCUCUCGCGCCGCCUCCUCCUCCUCACCAUGACAACCGCGCAUUUCCAGCAUCGUCACCGCCGCGCCCGUCUCCAGUGCCCGCGGCCGUCAUCGUGGUGAAUCCCGUCCUCGCGCGUCCUGCUUCCGCCGCGGGCUUUGUGUCGAUGCGUCCGGGCCGUCGCUGCUCCUCGCGCGUCCUGGAGCGGCCGCAGGCAGAGGAACGCGCCGCGUAGCCACCGCGGGAACAACAUGGCCGCGCCGCGGCCGCCGCUCGCCUGCGUCGCCUGCGUCGCGCUGCUGCUCGCCGUGUCCGGCGGCCACGCUCGCUCCUCGCCCAUAUCCGACCUGAAAUCCAAAAUAUCGGGCGUGGAGGAGCUGCUGGAGGAGUUCCGCCAGCAGCUCCAGCAGGACCAGGCGUACAACCGGCCCGGCGACGCCGCGGACGCGUGCGUGGGAGACUUCGGCGCCGCGGGGGAGCGCAUCAUCCGGGCCAAGGCCUCCAUCGAGCAGGGCGCCGCGUUCCUGCUGGCGCCGGCGCGCGUGCUCACCUGGAAGGACUGCCUGCACGCGUGCUGCUCGCACCCGCACUGCACCGUGGCGGUGGUGCAGGAGGACGCGGGGCCGCCGGCGGACGGCCUCGGCUGCUACCUCUUCAACUGCACCUACCGCGGCCGCAGCGUGUGCGCCUUCGCGGCGCAGCAGGGGUUCCGCACCUACAGCUGGGCCCGCAACGCCACGCACGGCCCGCAGCGGGGAGACGGCGACGCGGACGACGCCAGAGAGCCGGACGAGCCGCCGCGCAGCGACGCGGGUCAGGACGUGGUGGUGCAGCUGCCCACGGACUGGGCCGUGCUGGACGCGCGCGACAGCGUGGACGACCGCGGCGUCAGCCGCUACGAGUGGACUCUGCUGCGGGGCGACGCCGCCGUCAACAUGAAGGCCACCCACCCGGGCCUGUUGAAGGUCAGCGGCCUGCAGGAGGGCGUCUACACCUUCCAGAUGACCGUCACCGACACAUCCGGCCAGAAGAGCUCGGACAACGUGUCCAUCACCGUGCUGGCGCCGAAGCACCAAGCGGAAGUCUGCACGGGUCACUGCUCCAACUACCAGUUCAAGUGUGACGACGGCUGCUGCAUUGACAUCACGUACGCGUGUGACGGGAAGCAGCACUGUCCGGACCGCUCCGACGAGGACUUCUGCCCCAACUUUGACAGCGGCAGGAAGUCGGUGAGCCACGCUGACGGGCCUCACGGAGCCGUGGUCCAGACCGAGGCCGAGGCCCAGGACGCGUCCAUGCUGCGGCCCGGACCCAAGAGCCUGGAGAGCAUCGUGCCUCAGCCGGACCGGUCCGAGGCGGCGGCGCCACAGGGGCCUGGUCCGGCUGAGGCCUCAGCGAGCCAAGAUCCGUGUGCCGCUGCUCCCGUCGUGGGUCCGUGUAAAGGCACCUUCCCUCGCUGGUACUACGACCAGAGCGCAGGCCAGUGCAAGCGCUUCCUGUACGGCGGUUGCCAGGGAAACCACAACAACUUCCUCCAGGAGUCAGACUGUGUCACUGAAUGCAUCCAAAAGAGUCCGGUUUUCAAAUCUGCGACCGUGGCCCCUCCGGUCACCAGACAGACUGAGAUGGCUGCUCCCAAAGACUCCCAGAGCCAAACGCAGGGCCACGUCCCCGUCUCCAAAGAGCUCCCCGUGACGGGAGGACAUCCGCUCCCAGAGUCGGGGGCGAUCCUCCCUCUGGCGCUCGGCCUGAUCAUCACCGCGCUGCUGCUGCUCAUGAUCGGCUGUCGCCUCCGGCUCGUCCGACACAAGCUGAAGAAAGCCCGGCCCCUGACGACGGAGGAGUCCGAUUACCUCAUCAACGGCAUGUACCUGUAGCCAGGUGAGCAGCAGACGCGGGAGGAUCCGAGAGGCGGGAACGUCCACCAUCGCACGCUGCCUUCGAAGCCACUGACACAUUCAGACGCCUGUGAAUUCAUCUUUACACUGAUGUCUUAAGAGUCCGCGUCUGGUCCCACUUCAAAACUGCCCAAAACUCCUCUUUUGUGACUUCUGGGAUGUAUUAGACACUCGUCCUGUGUUCUGUCAGCAGCAGUGUCAUGAAGGACCGUGUACGAGGAGAUGAGGUGGAACUGAGUCUAGUGUCGUUCUGUUCAUCUCCUCCGGUUCCAGUGUCUCGCUGUUCUUUCAUGUUCUAUACUAUGUUUGCUUAGAUGUUUUCCCUCAAGGUCCAGUCCUUCGUGUGAUAUAUUAAAGUUUAUUAUAUAAAUACAGAA